AUCAGACACACGACUGUCGAGUCUUCGCCAUGUUAUUACAAAGACAUACCGUCUUGGUUUUGUAUUUAUGUCUCCAAAUUGUUUCAUCUUUUAACGCAGGCGAAGAAACAGCAAUAAACAAAACCGAAAAGAAUUUAACUCAACACGCCAGACGUUUGAAGAAAACAAAGUUAAGAUCACUAAAAUUAAUGCAAAAUCCAACAGCAAAUCUAAUAGCACUCGACGACAAAGGAAGGUUCUUAAAGUCUUACGACAUCGUCACUUGCGAUGGUUACAUUCUGAACAUAUUCAGGACUACUUACCAAAAUGAAGAGCCGACACGUAAAGAAUUUCCAGUUAUACUAGUUCCUGGCUUGUACCAAACUUCCGACAUAUUUGUCAGACAAAACACUAAAAAUUCUCUGGCUUUUAUGCUCCAAGAUCUAGGAUACGAUGUAUGGCUUGCCAAUGUACGGGGCAAUAAAUACGGCAGACGCCAUUUGUACCUUGAAUCAGAAACUGAUGAAAGGACUCAGUUUUUUGACUACACCUACGACGAAAUUGGUUUUUACGACGUUGCAGUAAUCGUAGAUUACAUUUUGAAUGACACUCGUAAAGAAAAAGUGCAUUACAUUGGACAUUCGUUAGGUGGCACCGCAUUUUUGAUUUUGAAUGCAAUUAAGCCGGAGUUUAAUAAUAAAUUUCAAUCAGCACACCUAUUGGCUCCUAUUGGGUAUCAGAACUACUUUCCUAACAAGAAUUUUAUGAAAGAAGUCGAUAACUUCACGGAAAUAUUUGAAGAUCUUAUAAAAAAUGGAAAAGCAGAAAUAUUCCCUCCAGUGAAGGAUGAAAACAAGUCCUACUCAGUAGGCGAUUGUCUAGGCGAAGAAAAAUAUAAAAAUAUAUGUGAAGAAUUGCAAAUUGAUAAAUUGAUGGGCCUAGAAAAAGAAAAUAAUUCAAAGGACAAGACGAGGGGCGGUUCUAUCAAGCUACUAGCUCAUUUAGCUCAAACUAUCAAAUACAAAACGUUCAACCGAUGGGAUUACGGUGAAGAGGGAAAUAUGAAGCACUACAAAGUCAAAGAACCCCCUGUUUACAAUAUAAGUCAAAUAACUGCUCCAACUAAAAUAAUAUAUGCUUCGAACGAUGAGUUUGUGAGCCCUAAAGAUAUCGAGGAUAUGGCUAAGAGUAUUGCUAAGGCUUCAAUAAGAGAAGUGACGAGGAAAGAUUUUAAACAUCAAGACUUUCUUCUUGCGCCGGACGUUUUGGAAAUCGUUUAUAAGGACUUAGAAGAAGAUCUAAAGCACAUAGACCGUAUACAUUCGGAGGCUGAACAAGAAAAAAAGAGCAUCCUGAUGACGAUGAUGAUUACGAAGACGAUCCAACGACAAUCAAUCCAAAUAAUAAUGGGGCAAUAGUGAAAGAAC
Molecule: messenger RNA, 1406 nt
Organism: Leguminivora glycinivorella
Lineage: Eukaryota; Metazoa; Arthropoda; Insecta; Lepidoptera; Tortricidae
Product: lipase 1-like
Exons: 6
Coding region: 30-1397 (455 amino acids)
Molecular function (GO): hydrolase activity, acting on ester bonds
Source: RefSeq, a predicted model, not a curated record